AUGUACAAAACAUUUGCAAACAAUUACACUCCAACAAAACAUUACAAAAAUAGCCUUCUUGGUGUGAUCAAAACUCCCGAUUUUUGUUUUUUGAAUUGUAAAUCUUUAAUAUCUCUUAAGUUUUCAAAUUAUGUUAUUUCUUUUGGAAAGUCGGCUUUUGAAAUGUGUGAAUCUCUUGAAACAGUUGAUAUACCUAACAAUAUGAAAGAAAUUGGAGAUACAUGUUUUAAGUUUUGCACUAGUCUCAAAAUGGUUAAUUUGCCAGACAAAAUAAAAUCACUUGGUAAUUCAUGUUUUUAUGGGUGUAUUUCUAUUACAUCUCUAACAAUUCCAAAGAUGGUAACUGCACUUGGGAAUUGUUGUUUUAAAGAUGAUUUUAAUCUUUUUUCAAUCGAUCUUCCAAAUGCUGUUUCAUAUUUAGGAAAGGAGUGCUUUUCUGGCUGUUUUUACCUUAAUGGUUUUAAAUUUCCAAAUGUGAAAUGUAUCGAGGAAAAAUGUUUUAAAAGAUGUGAACAAAUUGGUGAAAUAAAAAUACAAGAGAGUGUAAUUGAAAUUAAAAACAAAGCUUUUUCAAAUUGUGGGUACAUAUAUAUAAUUCACAUUCCAGAAAACGUGGUGACGUUUGGUGCUGGAUGUUUUCUUGGGUGUAAAGGGUUUAUUGAUAAAAUAUCUAUUCCUUCUAAAUUUGACGAUGGAUAUUUCAAGAUAUCAUUUUGUCGAUUAACGGGGUUGAAAUUAUCAGAUUGGAAUACGUGUAUGUAG
This is a messenger RNA of Entamoeba invadens IP1, 762 nucleotides long. RefSeq lists its product as hypothetical. The record is from RefSeq and is a predicted model, not a curated record. The coding region runs from base 1 to 762 and encodes 253 amino acids. Lineage: Eukaryota; Evosea; Mastigamoebida; Endamoebidae. The transcript is spliced from 2 exons.